UGCGCUAGCGCUCCGAAGAAUCAUCUACAAGAAACAAUGUCAGGCUACAAACUUUACUACUUGGAUGCCCGAGGUCGGGCUGAGAUCAUUCGACUGUCCUUCGUUGCUGCGAAUAUGGAAUACGAAGACAUCCGAUUUACCAGAGAAGAAUGGGUCAAGGAGAAAGAAUGUGAGUAGAAAAUCUUGAAUGCAGAUCACAACAUAACGCUUGAGUUCAAAACGUUAUCCUGAAAUAACUAACCUUUAACCGAGAAAGUUGGUUUGCAUAUAAAGGUUCAGGACUUGCAUAUUGAAUGAAAAAUCGUCUCUCAUUGCUAAAACACAUUGUUUCUUAAAAAAAAAAGGAAAAGAAAAGAUUGCGACUAAAACUGCAUGCUAUCCUCAUUAUCAUCACAAAAAUCGAUUCUUUCGAUUUACCAUGUGUUCUUUGUCGAAUAAAACUCAAUUUCAGUUAAGUUCGAAUUAUCAUGCAGUGCAUGGGAACGUAUGCAAUGAUAAGAAAUUGGAGCCCCCCAAAAAAAUACUUAGGUAGUAGAUUUUCGCGAAAAAGGUCGGGAAGAUGACUACAAUCUAACAUUCUGUCCAUCCACCUGACCUAUCUUAAUUCUCUAAUUAAUUCGUAACAAUGACGAUGCAAGUUAUUAGUUUCCAGAACUGAACGUCAGAACCAAAGGCUGUAGAGAUGAUUUGGGUUUUUCAGGAAGUGAAGCAGUCAGAAAGAUUGGCUUCUGUGAUCUUUCUCUCUAUUUUUCAAUUUCAUUCCAAGAAAGAGAAAACCCUCAAGUUUGGCUAGGUUUGUGAAUAAUUUUAAAUCAUACAGCAGGAUUGCGUGACUAUGCCAUAGUAGAUAUUUUCGUCAACAAGAGUCAGAGCCGCCACUCGAAUAUUUACAUGAUUUCAUCCAAAAAGAAAUUAACAUGAUUGAAAACGAAUAUUAAAGAUAAUGCUUUAAUAGUUAUGAACUGACGCUGCACCUAAAGUUCCAACCAAAAGCGCGUGAAAAGUUGGCGGUAUUGCAAGCUGUCUGUUUUUGACAUUUUAUAAUAAUUUAUACCUACUAGAUUUUAUCUGGUUAUCAGGCAAAUGCUUUUACUUGUAUCGAAGACUCCUUUGGGAUAUGUUAAUAAGAGGAAUUAAAUGCACGUCAUAUUUAUUCAUGUGUCUAUUAUAUUUUUGUCUACAUGUAAGCAAACAUAAUGUGAUCAACAUGUUUACUUAUGGUUAAUUCAUUGCUUAUACGUUCAUUCCUCUGAUAAGACAUCCCUUUACUGGUUAUUUCUUCUUGUCUCUAUUUAACAAUAAAUUUAUUCAAAUCCAUGUGUAUUUAUCUAUUUAUCUACCGUAAUAUAUCUCUCUCUGAGUAACUGUCUAUAAUCCAUUUAUCUGUUAAUUAACUUAUGUAUUGAUUUAUCAUCUAUCUUUCUAUUUAUUUUUCUAUUUCUUUAUGUCAGCUGGCAGACCCCCUCUUGGUCAGGUACCAUUUCUUGUGACCCCAGAUGGAAAAGUGCUUGGACAGUCUCAAGCAAUCAUGAAGUAUGUUUGCAGAAUAGGAGGUGAGUAAUCACUAAUGAAAUGAAUAUUUUUUUCUUUAUGAAACAGCAACAGUAAUGUUACUAUCUAUUACUAUCAGUAUGCCACAGGAAAAAUUUCAAUUUUUGUGCGCUUGACUAGUGAACAAUUUAUUAACUUAAUCUCACCUUGUAACCAAAAACAACGGUACCUCCUUCAACCUCUUCAUUGGCUUCAUGAAUGAUGGAGAACCUUGGAACAAUGGUUUGUCUCAGGAAAUAUCCAAGGCUGGUGGUGCUGUAUGAGAAAGUGCUGGAGAUUCAGGAAUAAAAGCUUGGGCAGAGAGGCACCCUAUGACUGACUUCUAAGCAAUUUAUCUGUGAUUGUGGUAGCGGAAUGCUUGAUUCUCAAACAUUACCUAAUAAAAGAAACUUCUCAAAAAGUUUCUAUGAUUAUUCAAAAUUUUCUCCUAGCCUUGUGGGUGACAUGGUGGUGUUUUAUUUGGUACACAUGAUCAGGGAUUGAAAAUUACCUGAUGGGUGCAAUUCCUGGCAGGAGCAUGAUUAAACUAACACCACUGUGCAAGGUGCCUCACUAAGUAUCAACAAACAUACAAGGAAAAUUGAUAGAUUUCCAGGUGGUGGGAGAGAGGGGUAGGGGGUUGCCUGUCAUAAAAUGUAGUUCUGUAAUAAUCUUUCUACUUUAGUGUUAGGUGUAGUGUGUUGCUUCCUUUGUGAUGUCUUUUUUUUUAAUCAUACCAUUCUUAUUUUUGUAAGUAAUAUUAGAGAUAUUGUAUAUGAUCUGUUUUGAUGGAAUAAAUAAACUAUUGGGAAUAAAUCUAUUCAGUCUAGCAAGGAGAUUUUGACUGGCAAAAAUGCUUACAAUUACUCAGGUGAUUGGUCAGACUGGUGUAUUUUUGUCAUUUUUUCCAGUUGUUUUUUUCUCAAUGUCCUCAAAAGUAAUAAUGGUAGUAUUAAUUGGGCAUAAAUAUGUGUUUAACUCUUUUUAAGAGUCAUUUUCACUCAUGCCAAGCAGGUCAGGCUAAAAUGACCCUGAGUCAUGGCCAAAACAUAUCAUUUAUGCCCAUGGACAUAACCUCUGUUGCUUUAUUACAUAUAGGUUUGAGCCCAACAGACAGUUUUGAUGAGGCAAUUGCUGAUAUGAUUGUGGGUGGUGUUGAAGAUUUUUUCCAGGCUUUGAUAAAGGUUUUUAUAGAAAAGGAGGAAGCUAAAAAGGUACCAAAUAAACACAAUUUUGUUUUUUUGUUUCCUCUUCUUUAUAAUCUUUAUCACUUUUCAUUACAGAUCUCAAUACCUUGUUCACUUCUUACCUUCAGAUCUCUUCUGUUUGCCACUACCUUCAGAUCUGUCCCACCUGUUUUUGCUUCCCUCACAGCUUGCCCCCAUUGUCUUGUUUUCAGCUCUUUCCUUUCCCUUUUUAGUCUAGUCAACUAACUUCUUGAUCACCCUACCUCUCCCAUGCUUCUUUAGAUGGUGUUAUCAGACUCCAAUGUAUCCCUUCCUUCCACCUUUUCUCCAUCUCAGUCCCUCACACCCUCCUCUCCUCUUCUCCUUUUCCUUCGUACGCCUCACUCCCUCUCCCUCCUACCUUUCUCUCUCCCUUCCCUUGCUCUCCGCCACCUCUGUUAUUGCCUCAUUUAUUAUACCUUUCUCUCCUAUGCAACCUUUUCCUCAUUAAUUAACUCUCUUUCACUAGUUCUUUUCUCCCCCUCUCCUUUCCCCACCUCCCUCUCUUUAAUUUUUCUCCCAUACUAAUUCUCUCUCCCUAUUUGUAUUUUAUACUAGAAGUGCUUUUGUUUUAACUUAUCCCCAUUUGCCUACUCAGCCAACUCUCUCUCCAUUUCCCUUGACCACCAAUUCAGUGUCACUAACUUAAUUUAGGCCAAUUCCUUCACUUGGAUUUUUUUUAUCCUUGUUUGGUCAAAAUUAUUUUGUAGACGGAGCUAAUGAAAGAGUUCUUGGAAGAAACUCUCGCUAACCGACUGCCAAAAUAUGAAAAUAUUUUAAAAGCCAACAACGAAGGCAAGGGAUUCUUUGUUGGUGACAAGGUAACAGUUUGUGAAUGAAAACAAAUUUGAUCUUAAAGUUUAUGUUAACAUACACAAGAUUUCUUUCCUAUACAUGCAAGACCAUGCAUUUAAGGCAUGCAUGACCCUUCGUCCCAAUUUUUUAAUCCUAUCUUCUUUUUAGGUUUACUUGAUUUUAUUCACAUUGUUGUUUGUGGAAUAAACGGUGUUAAAGCCUCUUGCCAUUGUACUAUUUAAAAAUGCAUCAUUACGUCGAUUAUGGCAAAUAGAUAAGUCCAUUUGCUAAAUGUAUAAUUUACUCAAAAGUCCUAUUAUUAUCAUCAUCAUUAUCAUCAUCAUCACCAUAAUAAUUAUUAGCAUCAUUAUUUUUAUCAUUAUACUUUUAUUUCUUCCUCUUCUUCCUCUCUUUUUCUUCUCAAAAAUUACAUCCCAGGCUAAUAAAGAUUUAUUUUAUGAUAUCUAUUCACAGCUUACAUAUGCUGACAUCAUUUUCUUUGACCUGAUGAACUUUUUGGAAAAAGGCGAACCCACUGCCCCGAAAGCACUCGAAAAGUUCCCGUUAUUGGCUGCGCAUCACAAACGUGUACUGGAUGUGCCAGAAAUAAAGAAAUGGGUCGAGACACGCCCAAAAACAGAGCAUUAAAUGUUUUGUGAUUCCGACCAGUUGUUGGUUACCAGCUGUGAGGUGAUGGAAAGAAAAAUAAACUAAACUGAAAAGUUAUUUUCUGUGUGAGAACUGUUUAAUUUAAGCUUUAACUGGCGUUUGAUCUCUGGGGGAAAAGGGUGUGGGGAGGAGGGGGCCUCCAGUUAUAAGAGGUAAAAGAAGAAGACCGGAUGACUUGGUAAUAUUUUCAUUAAAAUAGAAACUAUCUCUCUUAAUUCAUCAGUUUUGUAUCCUUCUCCUGCUGUAUGUUUGGGAAGAGGGUGAACUGACAAACAUGUAGUAUGUAGAUUGCCAUGGAUGCCAUUGUUAUUUGUAUUGUUGGUACCUACAAGCAAGAGAAGUGACCUAAGCACCUGGCACGCUGAAGAGAUUUAAAAUUUGUUGACUGAGCUCCUUGCAGUUCUCAUUAAACUGUCAAUCUAACCUCCCCCUAAACAAUUUUGUAGUCAAGCUACAGAUGGAGUGGAAAAAUUGCCCAUGCCUGCUCCGAAAGUGUUGGUGCUGAGAGUUCUAGUAGAGUUGCACCGCUGCCGUUUUGCUGCCUGCCUUUCAAACAGGAAUUGACAGAACCGUAGCUCAUUACAGGCAACCUCCUACCCCCCCUCCUUUCUCAUCCUACCCCGAACAGUUUAUGAAUCAUUUCACACAUCCUCCUGUCACUGCAUUUCAUUCUCCCUUCCAUUAAUCCUCUCCCUCUCUCUCAUCCAACCUCCCUUACCCCACAUCUCCCAAUCCUCUCCUUCCCCUACCUCUACUAAUCUCUCCCUUUUUUCCUCCUUUUGAUUCACCCUCUUUUCCAACCCUCUCGUUUUCCCUUCCUUCCUAUCUUUCCACUCUUUCUUCUCCAUCCUCUUAUCCUCUCUCCCUCUCUCCCUCCCUCCCUCCUUCCCUUGCUCCCUCCCCUCCUUCCUCCUUCCCUCCUUUCCUCCCUCCUCUCUCCCUCCUUCCCUAGCUCCCUCUCUUUCUUCCUUCCUCCCUCCCUUCCUUCCUCCAUCCCCUCCUCCCUCCUCCCUCCCUUCCUCCCUCCCUCCUUCCAUUCCUUCCAUCCCUACUCCAUCUGUCCCUCACUUCCUUAGUUCUUUCCUUUCUUCCAUCUUACUUUCUCUUCCACUAUUCUUUCAUUUGUUCAUCAUCAUACUUACUGGCUCUUUUGUUUUGAGUUAAGUUUUGCUUUCACUAAUUCUCCUAGGUCUAACCCCCUCCACCGAUUUGGACUUAGGGUAAGGCAGACAUGAUUGUGGAUGGUGUUGCUGAUUCAACUGAAAAAUACGCUUCAGCUUUCUUUGAAAAAGACCCAAAAGAAAGGUAAACAGUCCCUUAUAAUAUUUGUAAAGGUAUCCAUCUUUUCCAGUUAAUAUUUCAGUUCGUCGCUGCCCAGUGUACAUAAGAUUGUUAUAAGGAAUUUCAGCGCGGUCUUACGACAAUUUCAUACCACCAAAACCAAGGUAACCUCCACGACCAAUCACAGCGAAGAAAGGUCAUCAAAAGCCAAUGAGAACUCAGAGUUGAAACACGCCAGGACCCAGAAGGCGGGAAAACGCAAAAAGCACGACGCGAUUUGCCUCCAAUUUGCGUCGGAUUGGUUUUACAAGGUAGCAAAAAUUUUCUGGACCAAUCGUAGUGCGAAGCUAGGAAAAACCUGAUGGGUUGACAGGGUAGCGAAAGUUUUCUGGACUAAUCGUAGAGCGAAGUAAAGCAAAACCAAUUCAAUGGUGUAUUACUUUCAACGCUUAAUUGAGUGUCGUUCCAAAACUCAUGCUCAGUCAUGCAGUCGAAAACGCUACCGCAAUGUCGCAAUGUAGCCAGUGUCGAGUUCAGGCUGUCUUUUGCGUUUUAAGAACGUUUGUUAGUCUUUUUCUUUCUAGAUACUAGAGUUGCAACUCAGUUGAAAAAAUGAGUCUUUAUGCUGAUAUAAUAUAGAAUAACCACAGGAACGUCAUGUAUGCCACUCACUUUAUUCCCCGUUCAUUCCUUGAUUCAGGCUAAGUUGCAAGAGGAAGUGAAAGCUGCUACCCCUGGAAUUCUCGCUCGCUUUGAGAAACUUCUUAAGGCCAAUAUAAUGAUAGGAAAGGAUUCUUUGUUGGUGACAAGGUACGACGUCGCACUUUUUAAGUCAGUCGGUCUGUCUGUCACUUAUUCAUUCAUCGACUCAGCCCUUCUUUCGGUGGUUAAUUCAUUCAUUCAAUUAUAGUCAUAAGAUUUGUUUAGGCACUAAUGUAUUCCACUAUUUUUGUUACGUUCGUUUUUUGUUUGUUAGUUUGUUUCCCUUUUUGUGUUCUUUUCAGGGUUAGAUCACGCGCUACCCUCGCCGAUCUUUCCUUUCACGCAGCCGCUCCUAAAAUAUGGAGUGAUCUUACGUGUUCCAUCGGAAAUAUUGAACCCUUGAAUAGGUUUAAGUGAUCUAAUCAGACCUUUUUAUUCGAAAAACCUUUGUAAUAUAAUAUAUAUAAUAUGUAUAUAUUCACCCGUUUUAAAAAACGUUGCAAUUUGAAAAUAUAUAGGAAUUAUAUACAUCUUUAGUUUUCUCAUCAGAGGGACACUUUUUGAGGGGGAAAUAAAAGGUAUAUAUAUUUUAUUUAUUUUUCGAGUUGACGGAUAUAUAUAUGUGUGUGUGUGUGUGUAUAUAUAUAUAUGUAUAUAUAUAUAUAAUGUUUCUAUAUUUCCUAGCUAGUCAAUUUUAGUCCAUUUUUUAAUUAUUUUUCAGUUUUAAUAGUUAGAUUUAGAGGUUUAUUCAUUUCAUUGCACAAUUAGAAAUUUAACAUUGAUGCUUGCACAAUAUAAGUCAAUAAAAAUUUUUUGUGCUUUCUUUUUUUUUUUUUUUUUUUGUAUAUGUAUAGCUAACCUAUGCAGACAUCAUCCUCUUUAACAUGGUAAAUGGCCUCUUUGCACAAGGAAAGAUGGAGGUUCCAGCAUUGAUCAAAGAUUUUCCUCUUUUGAUGUCUCAUUAUGAGCGUGUUAUGGCGAUCCCAAACAUCAACGAGCAUCUCAAAACACGACCUGUAUCAGCCAUGUGAAAGGGAUGGUUUAUAACCAUCUGAGUUACUAAAGCUCAAACGAAUUUAAACAAGUGCUUAAACACUGAAAAGUUUGUUUGUGCCAAUAAAUGAAACUAGAAACGUCUUUCUUGUCUGGAUCCGGACUCAAUUAAUGGAUUGUGCCAGCGAUUUCUUUAUUCCUGGUAAACGUAUAACAUAUAACCCCUUUCUAAAAGGGCCAUGCAAAAUUCGAUAUUUCCUAAUGCUCAAUAAAAGGUGAUAUUAGCGAUUUUCGUGAACAGAUACCUGCGCAGUUUGGGUUAAGAACGAAAGUUAAACGCUUUGCGAAAUGACUUUACAAGUUGCAAGUGAAAUACUGAAUUAACGGUGAGACACUGUGCGUUAGCACCAUUGGUUUCAAAAAGAACGAAAGUAACGCCGGGUAGGUUCAGGAUAAAUAAUCUUUUAAAAAAGAAAACCAGGCCGAAUUUCAAAUGACGCCCUGAUUUACAGGAACGGAUAAUCCUUCAACUUGAAGCAAAUUUUGCGAUGCAAACAAAUAACGAUUAAUCGUGAAUCGUUCUGUCAAACUCGCACGUUUUCAAUUCUCCUCAGUCUUGAAAUGACACCCCGCUCCACCCCAGCCGCUUUGAAUAUCAGUCGUGUCGGCGCUGCCCUCCCACGCAUGUUAAAGUAGGGAAGUUUAUACUGUGGUAUAAUGGUUUUUUUUUCUUUGGGCGAGCGGUGCAAGUUACGACGGUGCAGGUGCAAGCAAAUGUCGAAGGCUUGUUCUGCACGCAUGCAUACAAAACUUAUGCAACUCACUAUUUGCAUGCUGCGAAUGUUGAAUGGCGGAAAGAUUUGGGGUUGUAAACACAGCAAAACGUUAUGAUCAGGUUCAUCCGCGGAAAGAAGAACCCUUUCAAAGAUGUACUCUUCCUAGCGUGCGGUUCCGUAGCUCUGUUGGUCAGUUGGUAGUUACCUGGCAAUCGAUUAGUAUCCGGGAGGCAUGGGUUCGAAUCCCAUCGAAGUCUGCAGUUUUUUUUCAGGCUUCAUUUUAGCUCAUCAACGAGGAUCUUUGCUUCACCCUUUAACUCGUAUGGGUGACCAAGACAGAACUUCUCCUUACAAUAUCAAUACAAUAUCAAGCAGACAGGUGAUGAGAAUAAAGAAAAAUGUCAAUGAGGGUAUUAUUAGUUGAUCCAAUAACAAAUUCUCCACAUUAACGUCAUAAGAAUUGUCUGGGAGACAGUAAAGAGAAUUGAUAAUGAGAUCUUGGGAAUGAACGGGUAAAUAACUUGGUUAACCCUUUCACCCCUAAGAGUGACUAACAUCUAAUUUCUCCUUUUAAUAUCUCCUCCUAAUCACUCAUAAAGGUCACAAGAAUGGAGGAAAUGAUCACGCUCUUUAUUGUUAACAAAUUCUCCAUAUCAGCACCUUAAAAAUGUAUAGAGCAUAGUAUGAAGAGUUUGCAUACUGAUGUUAGAGUGUAAAAGGUUAAAUAAGCUUGAAGGAUCAACGGCAUGACUGCUCUCUUACCUCAACCCAAAUUUUAUUUGAUUUAAGGCAAGAUUUCCAAAGUCACCAUGUGAGAGACGAGUCGGCUAAUUGAAUGCAAAUCCAGAAUAAAUGGAGAUUCGUCACGGUAAGGAUUCAUUGAAAUGUUUUUUCGAGAGAUACAAUUGAUGGUUGAAUUUCCUGUUGGAGCUGGUAUCCCUUCACUUUGCCAAAUAUAUAACCAUUGGCAUAAGUUUCUCGCAAGGAACCAAUUGAAAAGUUUCCAACGAGGAUAUCGAUAUUACGAAAUGCUGACCCUGCUAAAUGUCGAUCCAAAUUUAAAAAUAGAUUUGUCCAAAAAAUAUUCGAUUGGAAUCCUUUAAAGGAGAAAUAUUCAAUAGACCCAAUAUUGAAAAGUUUCCAACGAGGAUAUCGAUAUUAAGAAAUGCUGACCCUGCUAAAUGUCGAUCCAAAUUUAAAAAUAGAUUUGUCCAAAAAAUAUUCGAUUGGAAUCCUUUAAAGGAGAAAUAUUCCAUAGACCCAAUAUUGAAAAGUUUCCAACGAGGAUAUCGAUAUCGAUAUUACGAAAUGCUGACUCUGCUAAAUGUCGAUCUAGAUUUCAAGAGAUUUGUCCAAAAAAUAAUCGAUUGAAAUUCCUUUUAAGGAAAAAUAUACAUUAGACCCAGAGUUAACAGAAAUUUGUCGAACAAUACUGAUCAAAUGCUUUCAUUGGCGGUACUGAUUUAAUACCUGUUCAUGAUGUCUUAAAGGCAACUAUCAUGCUAUAUUUUGGCAAAUGUUGGUUUCUUUGGGAGAAUAACCUGCAAUUGUUGAGACUUUUAGCCUUAAUGAAAAACAAGCUGUCUUCUGUUUGCAAAAGUCCAGAGCCAUAGAGGCCAUUCAGUAAAAAAUGACUUUCGAAUCUCGUCUCUUCUCACAGUGACACAGCAAUCCAACAUCCAGGGUGUACUAUUAACUUACACAACAACACUUGAGGUUUACACGCGUGGACAAAAAUAGCGAUUGUUUCGUUUAAUUUGCUUCGUGCUCCCCACACUAAUUUAACCGUAUAUUACAUCUUGCCAAAACACAAAUGCUGCUAAUUUUGGUAGCAAGGCAGCUGCUGUACUCAAAUUUACCUUCCACCGGAUAGAAAUUAAUGGCGUAGGUUGUCGAUUUCUGGGCAUCUGAAAAACAUAAUAAAGGAAAAAGACCAUGUUAAGCUUACAAUAUUUCGAAAGCAGCCGAGAAAAAUCGCCUUGAAAGCUACGAAGCUACUGCAUAACUAAUGCUGACUUCAUUUACGCAAAUAAUUCGGGAAAUCAAUUUAGCAUCAAUGAGUACAUGAUGACAUGUCAAAAUAAAACUAAUUAAAACGUCACCGUGAGAAGUUGCGUGACGUCCAUCGACAACAUAUAAACGCUGCGCUAGCGCUCCGAAGAAUCAUCUACAAGAAACAAUGUCAGGCUACAAACUUUACUACUUUGAUGUCCGAGGUCGGGCUGAGAUCGUUCGGCUUUCCUUCGUUGCUGCGAAUAUGGAAUACGAAGACAUCCGAUUUACCAGAGAAGAAUGGGUCAAGGAGAAAGAAUGUGAGUAGAAAAUCUUGAAUACAGAUCACAACAUAGCGCUUGUGUUCAAAACGUUAUUCUGAAAUAACUAACCUUUAACCGAGAAAGUUGGUUUGCAUAUAAAGGUUCAGGACUUGCAUAUUGAAUGAAAAAUCGUCUCUCAUUGCUAAAACACAUUGUUCUCUUAAAAAAAAAAGGAAAAGAAAAAGAAUGCGACUAAAACUCACAAAAAUCGAUUCUCUCAAUUUACCGUGUGUUCUUUGUCGAAUAAAACUCAAUUUCAGUUAAGUACGAAUUAUCAUGCAGUGCAUGGGAACGUAUGCAAUGAUAAGAAAUUGGAGCCCCCCCAAAAAAAUACUUAGGUAGUAAAUUUUCGCGAAAAAGGUCGGGAGGAUGACUACAAUCUAACAUUCUGUUUAUCCACCUGACCUAUCUUAAUUCCCUAAUUAAUUCGUAACGAUGACGAUGCAGGUUACUAGUUUCCAGAACUGAACGUCAGAACCAAAGGCUAUAGAGAUGAUUUGGGUUUUUCAGGAAGCGAAGCAGUCAGAAAGAUUGGCUUCUGUGAUCUUUCUCUCUAUUUUUCAAUUUCAUUCCAAGAAAGAGAAAACCCUCAAGUUUGGCUAGGUUUCUGAAUAAUUUUAAAUCAUACAGCAGGAUUGCGUGACUAUGCUAUAGUAGAUAUUUUCGUCAACAAGAGUCAGAAUCGUCACUCGAAUAUUUACAUGAUUUCAUCCAAAAAUAAAUUAACAUGAUUGAAAACGAAUAUUAAAGAUAAUGCUUUAGUAGUUAUGAACUGAUACUGCACCUUAAGUUCCAACCAAAAGCGCGUGAAAAGUUGGCGGUAUUGCGAGAUGUCAGUUUUUGACAUUUUAUAAUAGUUUAUACCUACUAGAUUUUAUCUGGUUAUCAGGCAAAUGCUUUUACUUGUAUCGAAGACUCCUUUGGGAUAUGUUAAUAAGAGGAAUUAAAUGCACGUCAUAUUUACUCAUGUGUCCAUUAUAUUUUUGUCUACAUGUAAGCAAACAUAAUGUGAUCAACAUGUUUACUAAUGGUUAAUUCAUUGCUUAUGCGCUCAUUCCUUUGAUAAGACAUCCCUUUUCUAGUAAUUUCUUUUUGUUUCUAUUUAACAAUAAAUUUAUUCAAAUCCAUGUGUAAUUAUCUAUUUAUCUACCUUAAUAUAUCUCUCUCUAAGUAACUGUCUAUAAUCCAUUUAUCUGUUAAUUAACUUAUGUAUUAAUUUAUCAUCUAUCUUUCUAUUUAUUUUUCUAUUUCUUUUUGUCAGCUGGCAGACCCCCUCUUGGUCAGGCACCAUUUCUCGUGACCCCAGAUGGAAAAGUGCUUGGACAGUCUCAAGCAAUCAUGAAGUAUGUUUGCAGAAUAGGAGGUGAGUAAUCACUAUUGAAAUGAAUAUUUUUUCUUUAUGAAGCAGCUACAGUAAUGUUACUAUCAAUUACCAUCACUAUACCACAGGAAAAAUUUCAAUUUCUCUGUGCUUUACUAGUGAACAAUUCAAUAACUUAAUCUCACCUUGUAACCAAAACCAACAGUACCUUCUUCAACCUCUUCAAUGGCUUCAUGAAGAACCUUGGAACAUUAUGGUUUGUCUCAGGAAAUAUCCAAGGCUGGUGGUGCUGUAUGAGAAAGUGCUGAAAAUUCAGGAAUAAAAGCUUGGGUGGAGAGGCGCCCCAUGACUGACUUCUAAGCAAUUUAUCUGUGAUUGUGGAAGCAGAAUGCUUGAUUCUCAAACAUUACCUAAUAAAAGAAACUGCUGAAAAAGUUUCUAUAAGUAUUCAAAAUUUUCUCCUAGCUUUGUGGGUGACAUGGUGGUGUUUUAUUUGGUACACAUGAUCCAGGAUUAAAAAUUACCUGAUGGGUGCAAUUCCUGGCAGGGGCAUGAUUAAGCCAACACCAUUGUGCAAGGUGCCUCACUAAGUAUCAACAAACAUACAAGGAAAAUUGAUGAAUUUCUAGGGGGUGGGAGAGAGGGGUAGGGGGUUGCCUGUGAUAAAAUGUAAUUCUGUUAUAAUCUUUUUACUUUAGUGUUAGGUGUGGUGUGUUGCUUCUUUUGUGAUGCCUUUUUUUUAAUCAUACCAUUCUUAUUUUUGUAAGUAAUAUUAGAGAUAUUGUAUAUGUUCUGUUUUGAUGGAAUAAAUAAAUUAUUGGGAAUAAAUCUAUUCAGGCAAGCAAGGAGAUUUUGGCUGGCAAAAAUGCUUACAUACUCAGGUGAUUGGUCAGACUGGUGUAUUUUUGUCAUUUUUUUUCCAGUUGUUUUUUUCUCAAUGUCCUCAAAAGUAAUAAUGGUAGUAUUAAUUGGGCAUAAAUAUGUGUUGAGCUCUUUUUAAGAGUCAUUUUAACUCAUGCCAAGCAGGUCAGGCUAAAAUGACCUUGAGUCAUGGCCAAAACAUAUCAUUUAUGCCCAUGGACAUAACCUCUGUUGCUUUAUUACAUAAAGGUUUGAGUCCAACAGACAGUUUUGAUGAGGCAAUUGCUGAUAUGAUUGUGGGUGGUGUUGAAGAUUUUUUCCAGGCUUUGAUAAAGGCUCAUAUGGAAAAGGAAGAAGCUAAAAAGGUAUCAAAUAAAUACAAUUUUUUUUGGUUCCUCUUCUUUAUAAUCUUUAUCACUUUUCAUUACAGAUCUUAAUACCUUGUUCACAUCUUACCUUCAGAUCUCUUCUGUUUGCCACUACCUUCAGAUCUGUCCCACCUGUUUUUGCUCCCCUCACAGCUUGCCCCCAUUGUCUUGUUAUCAGCCCUUUCCUUUCCUCUUUUAGUCUGGUCAACUAACUUCUUGAUCACCCUACCUCUCCCAUGCUUCUUUAGAUGGUGUUAUCAGCUUCCAAUGUAUCCCUUCCUUCCACCUUUUCUCCUUCUUAGUCCCUCACACCCUCCUUUCCUCCUCUCCUUUUCCUUCUUACACCUCACUCCCUCUCCCUCCUACCUUUUUCUCUCCCUUCCCUUGCUCUCCACUACCUCUGUCAUUGCCUCAUUUAUUAUACCUUUCUCUCCUAUGCAACCUUUUCCUCCCUCUCUUUAAUUUUUCUCCCAUACUUUCUCUCUCCCUUGUUGUAUUAUACUAGUGCUUUUGUUUUAACUUAUCCCCAUUUGCCUACUCAGCCAACUCUCUCUCCAUUUCCCUUGACCACCAAUUCAGUGUCACUAAUUUAAUUUAGGCCAAUUCCUUCACUUGGAGUUUUUUUUAUCCUUGUUUGCUCAAAAUUAUUUUGUAGACGGAGCUAAUGAAAGAAUUCUUUGAAGAAACUCUCGCUAACCGACUGCCAAGAUAUGAAAAUAUUUUAAAAGCCAACAACGAAGGCAAGGGAUUCUUUGUUGGUGACAAGGUAACAGUUUGUGGAUGAAAACAAAUUUGAUCUUUAUGUUAACAUACACAAGAUUUCUUUCCUAUACAAGACCAUGCAUUUAAGGCAUGUAUGACCCUUCGUCCCAAUUUUUUAAUCCUAUCUUCUAUUUAUGUUUACUUGAUUUUAUUCAUAUUGUUGUUUGUGGAAUAAACAAUGUUAAAGCCUCUUGCCAUUGUACUAUUUAAAAAUGCAUCAUUACAUCGAUUAUGGCAAAUAGAUAAGUACAUUUGCUAAAUGUAUAAUUUACUCAAAAGUCCUAUUAUUAUCAUCAUCAUUAUCAUCACCAUCACCAUAAUAAUUAUUAGCAUCAUUAUUUUUAUCAUUAUACUUUUUUUUCUUCCUCUUCUUCCUCUCUUUUUCUUCUCAAAAAUUACAUCCCAGGCUAAUAAAGAUUUAUUUUAUGAUAUCUAUUCACAGCUUACAUAUGCUGACAUCAUUUUCUUUGACCUGAUGAACCUUUUGGAAAAAGGCGAACCCACUGCCCCGAAAGCACUCGAAAAGUUCCCGUUAUUGGCUGCGCAUCACAAACGUGUACUGGAUGUGCCAGGAAUAAAGAAAUGGGUCGAGACACGCCCAAAAACAGAGCAUUAA
Pocillopora meandrina is the source of this 14215-nucleotide messenger RNA. NCBI's taxonomy places the organism in Eukaryota, Metazoa, Cnidaria, Anthozoa, Scleractinia, Pocilloporidae. The record is from the annotation of a GenBank genome assembly.